CAUAUAUCCCUCUCCUCCUGCCAAUCGUCAAUCGCCAGUCGGUGCAUGAACGCGUGCAUUGCCUCUGGUCAUCUCUCUUCAUCAUAAACAUUCUGGCGGAUUCUCUUGCCUUCAUCAUCAAGUCCAGCUUAUUUUUUUUUAUUUUAUCCAGGCCAGUUCGCAUUUCUCUUACAUCAUCCAUAGCAUAUUAUCAUCAUAAGUCCCGUAAGAGAUAUCCGUGCUGCUGCUUCUAUGGACGAUAGAGGCAACCGAAAGCGCAGACUUGCCGAGGACACUGUCACCUCCGGACCAGUAGCCUCCUCUACGGCCGCUAAUGGUAGUCCUGCGCCUUUCACUCCCCCAUCCAACAAGAGACAGUUUACGGGAAGUGGGAGCUCGAGUCCGAUGAACUCCAGGGAGGAUACUGAAAAUAUGACAGCUGCUGAGGGGGUACUGCUUAAUUUCCGGAAAGAAGCUAUUUGGAGACAAAUCCAGGAAUAUAAACGUGAGGUCGCAAGGGCAGAAGAUCGUAUCAUUAGACUGGAAAACAAGCAGGUCAACCAUGAUUCUCAAAUUCAAAUCGUGGAUUUAUACUGGAAUAAACUUUUAGAUGAUUUGGAAUCGCUAAUUUCGCGUUUCAGCAUCCAAAUAGAUGGAAACGAUGCUAUUUCGAAAGAAGAAGGUAGUUUUGCCUCUAUGCUCUUGCGAAAAUCUGAUUCCCGAAAUCAAGGCAGUGACCAGGAUCAUGAACAGGAUCAGGAAAUCCGAGAGCUUACAGAGAAUGCUAUUAAGCCUUCAGUAGAGGAGACUAGCGUUCGCUCGAAGGAUAUUGUUCUGAAGUUGCUUUGUAUAGUCGAAAAUUGGGUAGAACAGCGUAGCGAUUUUUGGGCUGGCGUUGAUUCGCCAGCCAAUGAUCAGCAAAGCAGCACAGUGCAACAGUUAUCAGAGGAAUGCAAAAAUACCGCACAGGAGUUUAAGAAAGGUCAAACUGAAAUUAACCAUCUCCAGGCAAAGUAUCAUCAGUUUACAGAACAUGUGUUGCGCUUGAAAAAUGAAUUGGAAAUGACGAAAAACCGGAUUCGUGAAACAGAGGAGGAGCUCGACGAGUGGAAAGAGAGACUGCGAAGGGUAGAGAGUAAUAUUGAAAGGGAAAAAAAGAUGUCAGAAGCUGGCGCACUCUCUAGCCAGACUGGGGCUAUGAGUACUAUAUCAUUGUUAGGCGACUUGAAUGGGACCUCCCGAGAAGAACUGUUGUAUUUCCGACAUCAGGCUCUUUCACGUCUAACAGAGCUAGAAGAAAUGAGAGCUCAGCGAUCGCAGUUGCAGGAGGAGCUGGAUAAGACUCGGGCACAGUUCAUGCAUUUGUCCGACGAGAAGAUUCAGGACUCUCAGUAUGUCAAGAGCGUUCUGGUGCAGAUCCAGUCAGCACGAUACGAUGCUGACCACUACCGUAGUGAAGUUCAGAGACUGAGAACAGAGUUGGAUGAUAUGCACGCUAGUCGACGCAGGUUCGUAGACACAUUAGAGGCAGAAGAGAAGAACAGACGCGCGACAUUAGAGGCGGAUGUGAAAAAGCUAGAGAACGACAUUAUUCGUGUUAGAGAUAGUCGUGAUCGUUUCCAGCAGAUGUACGAGAGUCGAUGCAACAAGGACGAAUAUGAAAUGCAACAGAAUCAGGAAAUCCGAAAGAUCGCCAACACACGGAAGGAUCGUAUCACGGCUCUUUCCUCAGAAAUUUUACGCCUUCAGACCAUGUUGACUUCAGCUUCGGAUGAUCCGAUGUCUUUUGCGUUUUACUUGAAAGAUCCUCAGGACAAGGAGGCAUUGCAGGACCUUCGUGCCAAAAUCAGCGAGGCAGAAAACCAAUUAGCUACACUUGGUAUGGAGCUAGAGUCUUCGAGGGAAGCAAUGCAACAGAGUCGGGACCUUGAGAGUGUCAAUGCUUCGGAGGCACAGCUGAAAGAGCAUGUAGAGGGACUGACAGCUAAAUUAGCAAAUCUUGAUCGACUUGUUGGUUCAGAGGCAGAUGACGAGGUCAAGGCGCUUGUGGCUACUGUUGAAGCGAAGGAUGAGGUUAUUAAGCGUCUGGAGCUGAAGAUUAAAGCGCACAAGGCAGUGCAGGCGCCACUGCUGAGCGAACUUCAUACUGUGGCGAAUGCAUGGGAUCAACUCGAGAAGGCUACAUCUCGUAAGGCGAUUGAUCUUGCUCAAAAGGAUGAUCUAAUUUUCAAGUUGCUGUCAGAUAAGACGAGGCAAGAGUCUAAAUGUAGCAACCUGGUUCGAGCCAAGGAACAGAGCGCUAAUAUGACUGCAGUGAUGAAGCGCCAGUCGACAAUGCAGCAGGAUCAGAUCCGUCGACUGGAGGAACGUGAAAAGAGUUUAAAUCAGCAGAUGGUUUCACUUGAAAAGGAGCAGACAGUGCUGACUAGUGAGGCAAUAACGCAUAAGAUCAAGCUACAGGAAUAUACGCAGCUGAAUUCUGCUUUUAAAGAAAAGUUUACAAAACAAGAAGAGCGCCUGACGGGAUUGCAGGCGUUACUCAAGGGACGGAUGGAUGCGUAUGAGAAUGAAUCGACUGCUCGAAAGCAUUUGCUGGAGGAGGCAGAGAGCAUGAAGCGCAAGAUUGAGGAGAAUGCAAAGAAGUCUGAGGGAGCAGGUGAUUCAGAGACAGUUAAACAGGCGGCGCGGUAUCUUAAGCUGCUCAAAUGUCCAGCCUGUGAUGUGAACUUCAAGUCACACGUGAUCCUGCGGUGUAUGCAUGUGUUUUGCAAGAGCUGCAUGGAUAAGCAAAUGGAGUACCGACAACGCAAGUGUCCGACGUGUCGAGAGAAUUUUGGAGCCAAGGACGUGAAGGAGAUUUAUCUUUGAACAUGUUUAUGGUCCAUGGAUGGAU
Molecule: messenger RNA, 2872 nt
Organism: Lobosporangium transversale
Lineage: Eukaryota; Fungi; Mortierellomycota; Mortierellomycetes; Mortierellales; Mortierellaceae
Exons: 8
Coding region: 232-2847 (871 amino acids)
Cellular component (GO): HULC complex; nucleus
Molecular function (GO): ubiquitin protein ligase activity
Source: RefSeq, a predicted model, not a curated record